Penaeus monodon (black tiger shrimp) is the source of this 5105-nucleotide messenger RNA. RefSeq names its product serine/arginine repetitive matrix protein 2-like. The record is from RefSeq and is a predicted model, not a curated record. Lineage: Eukaryota; Metazoa; Arthropoda; Malacostraca; Decapoda; Penaeidae.
GAGCUCUGACUCUGAUAGUGCCGUAAGGAGCAAGUCCAGCAAGCGUAGGCGUUCGCGUAGUCCCGCAGCCCAAAGGGACUCAUCAGAGUCUCGGCGCAAGAGAAGCAGAAGUCGUGAGAAGUCUCGCAAGAAACCACACCACCGCGCAGAGAGCUCACCAGAGGCUCAGCGAUCUCGCUCCAAGAAGCAGCACAGCUCAGACGUUGACUCGUCUCCAGACCAUCGUUCUGCGCGACACCAAGAUGUCCAACCUUCCAACCAACAGACAUCCAGAGACAGUCCUAGAGAUGGAACGAGGGGGACAAGCCUCACCAAAAGGGCCAGCAACUUUGCAAGUACCUAAUGCAAGUCAAGAGCAUGAGGUCGCAGAGAAAGGCACUAAGCCAGAGGUCUAUUGCAAUGAGAGAUCAAACAGCCGUGACUUGAGCUAUUCCCCCAUACAGCGUGAACCGCAGAGAUAUGUGAUAGGCACAGACCCACAGAAGGUGAGGUCAGGGUCCCGUUCUGUGAGCAAGUCGCCAAAGAGAUUGAGUGUUAGAGAAAGCCCUUCCUGUGGGUCAAUACCUUUGCCAAAAAUGGGUAGUCCAACUAAAGUGGGAUUAGGUGAUAAAAGUAGCCCAAAAUGGAAUCAGAAUCAGACAGUGUCUAAGGUCUUAGAAACCAAUGAUGUCCUGAAAAGACCAGGUGAGCUGGUCACUGUCCGGGCCAUUGGAUCUCAGGAGUUACCAAGACUUCCACAAAAUGGGCGGCACACAGGAAGACCUUCUGCAAGCAAAUCACCAGCACCUCACACAAGUGGGGUGACAGCAGCUUCACCAACCCACAGCAGGUACUCCCGAAGCUCCAGCAGAGGGAGAUCAUCUUCACGUAGCACUCGCAGCUCACGUUCUCCGUCUUCAUCAAGGUCCCGUUCACCAUCACCACGCUCACGGUCACCUACUUCUCGCUCGAGAUCCCCAAGGUCUCGUUCUCCACAUUCCCGGUCUAGAUCGCACUCCCGUUCAAGAUCCCGUUCCCUGAGAUCACACUCAAGAUCUCGCUCGUAUACAAGGUCAAGGUCUCGCUCGAGGUCCAGAUCGAGAAGAAGUAGGUCCCGGUCUCGGUCACGAUCCUAUGGCCACUACAGUAGAUCGGCCUCGCGUUCAAGAUCCAGAACGAGGACCAGGUCCCGUUCACGGUCGCUCUCCAUCCCAAGGAGGAGAGGGUCCCCUUCCUUUCUGGACAAGAGAAGGAUAACAAGCGCAAGGAAGCGACCAGUGCCCUACCAUCGGCCCACUCCCCCCCCUUCCCCAUCUUCUUCCGAAUCAUCUUGGUGGUCUCGCAGCCGUAGCCGCACUCGGAGCAGAUCCUGGAGCCGUACGCGUUCUCCCUCCUAUAGUAGGUAAUCAAGAAACAAAGCUCCUGUCACAUACUUUUCAAUCCGAAUCCAAUCGCGACACAGCUAGGUUGAGAGCUUACAACAUUCCCAUAUCAAUGCAAUAUUAAUUCUCGGUAUAAGAUGCAUGUGUUAUUUUUGUUAGCUCUUAUUUGGAGGUUAGAAAUUUGUCAGAAGUUAUUGAGAAUAUUGAUAACUGUUUUAUAAACUUGUAAAAAGUGUAUAGGAGGGUAUAUUACAAUGCUUUCACAAUUAUAUCAAUUAUAUCCUCAUAUACGAUAAAUGUAUAUAAAACUUGAUAUACAAAGAAUUAUGGCAAAGUCUGUUAACUCCUGAAUACUUUAUUUUACAAGAAGUAAGAGGAAUCAAAAUAUCACAUUAAUUUGGUAACUUGACAGAAAGUGCAAAAUUAUUAGGGUUUUGUAAAGUCUGCUGUACUGUACCUACAAUAGGAGAGAAAACUAUAAAAAUUGGGAGCCUUUGCUUUUGUCAGUGUGGUAACUUGCUUCUCAUUGAUGAGAAAUUGCUCUGGUUAGUUAACUUUUUGUCCUCACUACCUUAUUUCUAUACAAAUUCUUUGUAUGGGUAAGUUUCCACAGUUGGUAGAUUCGUCUUCUUAAACAAAAGCUUGUUCUCAGCAUUCAUUUGAGGAUGUGAAAACUGAAGUGCUUGAUAGAUAGAAUACUCAUGCAUUUGAGGUCUCCUUUUAGAAAUGCAUCAAUAUUUUUUAACCUUUCAAUAUAUUAAUUGCCAAAAAGUUAUUACAUUCCAAGCAUGAUAUGGAUAGAAGUCCUCAAAGUUUGGGUGAUAACCUUUUUUUUUUUUUUUCUAGUGUGCAUCAUGCAUAGUAACACUGUUUUUUAAGUUCUCUGCAUAUGGACUCUGGUGUUUCUAAACGUCAGGGAAAAGUAAAAAGAAUAAAACAAAAAAGAAAGUUAUCAUGAUACAAACAACAGUUAUAACAAUAUUUAAAUUGAUGUCAGAUGCCUUCAGUAUUUUUCACCCAUGGCUUUGAAUAAUAGAAGAACACUUCACACAGUUAAUGUGACUGGUUAGUGUAUCUUCGUACCUGGUAGUCAGCAUUUUCCUACAAUAUGUAACUGGUCACACUGCUGAUGUUCAGUACUGAAUUAAAAGUGAACCUUGCAGUAUUCAUUUACACAGAACUUUAUAAUUUACUAUAUGUUAUGAUAUUGAAAGGCAAUUGAAUAGAUAAUUGUUGAUAUAUUUGUUCUAGUCAUAAUAGGAAGUCUAGUGUAGUGCCAGACAAACUAGUCAUGUAUUGAAAAUGCAAACUAGUCAUGGAAUAUUGCUCAAUGCAAUUUGUGCUGUUGAAAAAGUUUUUUGGGCAAAUUAUUAUUGAAAUAUGUAAUUCAUUUUUAUGAAUACAAAAAAAAAGCAUUUUUGAAAAUAUGACAAGCUAAAUAUUUGUUGUUUAUUGAUAAUGCUUCUGUUGAAUAAGUGGUAACUAGUACAGAAUCCUGUUCAACUACAAAUACUUAUCCAAGAAUACUCAGCAAAUAACUUGGUGCAAUAUUUGUAUAGCAUUAGGUAUUGAGAUUUAAUAGAUUAUGUAUGACAAAUUAUUUAUGAGAUUCUGCCAUGUGAUGUUAGAACUCAUGUCUUAUUUCAAUGGCUCUGAUACUUCUAAUAGGAACUAAAACCAAAGCAUAUUUGUACUUAAUUAUUUACCUGCUUGUGAUUUACUUCACUUAUUUAUUAAUGUUUCCUUUGUAACUUAUGUUGCUAUCCUCUUAUUUAUUAUCUAGUCUAAGGUGUAUUUGAUUAAUUUAGUACUCUGUUUAACUCCUAUGUACUUAAACUUGAAUAUUCCAAACUGUAUGCAUACCACAAUAGCUGUUUACAACAAAUGAGUUAAGAACUUUUGUUACUUUUGUAUAUUUUGGGAAAAUGUCCAACGGAUAGUUAAUGAUACCAGUGCACACUCAUCUGAUAAAUGCAAACAAAUGUGAUUUUAAUUUUGUAUUUUACCUUGUUAUUAUCAAAAUUAAAUUCUACAGUUGGACAUUUUCUUGUAAAUGAUGUUUAGAUUGUGUACAAAAACUAUAUUUUCCAUUUUCUGGUCAAUUAACAGUUUGAUAUGUAAUAUAUGUAUAUUUUGUGGUCACAGUGUAAUUUAACUGUCUAGUCAUCUACUUAAAACAACAGUGACUGUGAAUUGUCUGUUGCAAUCUAUUUAUUAUGAUUAUCUAUAGAGAACAUUAUAUUUGUUUUUAUUGCAUUAUCAAAUGUGAAUAAGCCUUUCCAAGUUUUAUAAGGAGUAAGUGCUUUUACUGCUGUUCACCUUCUAAGUUUUGGAUGUACCUGCACACUUCAAAAAGCCUAAGUCCUCCCAACCCAUUCACUUGUUCUGUGUUGCUCUAUUAUACAUUAUCCAAAGCCUUGUAUGACUUCAUGACAUCUCCUGGGGCUGCAUCAAAUCACUAAGAAUUCUUUUAUGUAAAAGCAAAAGGCUUUAAAAAAUAAUCCAAAAAUGUUAACUCUGUUACUUGAAGUUCAUAAUCAAGGACAUAUGGCUGGCUGUAGGUAUCAACUAAAAAAAAGUGCUUGAAACUUCCCAGUGUUCUUUUACAGGUGCAAUACUUAAACAAAUGGCAUGUUUACUUAAAUUAUUUUCAUUAAUGGCUUUUGCUUAAUUGUACAAACAUGAGGAGAAUUUUUUGUGCAAGUGCAGUGAUAGUGCAAUUUAUAACUAAAGCCUACCAUUUUUAGUGGUUCUACAGGACAAUAAUUGUUUUAUGUUAGUGAAUAUUUGUAAUAAACAAGAGCAGUUUUAAAAUUCAUGACCUUACAAAGUGUCUUUUUCCUUCAACUUUUUGCUGGUAUCAUAUCCAGCAUCAUUAAUAUUUACAUAGAAUGUGUACAAAAAUCUAGAGAUUUUCUCAGACAGUGCAACUUUUAAAAUUAUUUUUACAAGGUAGCAUCAGUUAAAUUAUAAUGAGAAGAGCAAUUCUGCCAAACAUGUUUAUAUUUUUAAUUUUAAUGUUUCAAUACAUCUGUACAUUUUAUUGGCUAUGAAAAGCUUUAGAGGCCUAGAAUUAUUAACACAAUUAUCUGCAACAAAUCAUUUUGUAUUGAUAUGCUACUUAGAAAUACUUACAAAUAUUUUUACUAUUGCUCUUUUCUAAUGCAGCAAAGUAUUAGCUAGUCAUACUUGUUGAUUUCUCUUCAUUGUUAUGUUCCUUCGAUUCUUGAUUACUUUGCUUUGCAUUUAUAUUCACCUAAAACAAAACAAAAAAAAGAACCAUUGAUAAUACUCUAGUCACCUUUGAUUUUUUUUUCUUUGUUUGCACUUUGCACAAUUGGUCAUCAAUACUCUAGUCUGGUUUACAAAUAAUUUAAAUAUCUUCUAUUGAGGCUUAAUUGCUUCAGUAACCAAAGGGCAAAUUAGCCUUAUAAUCUCUUGUUCUUCUAUAGGUGCAAUAAUUCCAAAACAAUCAACUUUUUACCAUCAUUAAAAAAAGAAGCUCUUGGGUGAUUUUUUUUUCUAAGCAUUUUAUUCCCCUGAGGGACCUGGGUCUUGGGUGUCUCUGCAGGCACCUUUGUCUCCUCCCUGCCACAUUUGGAAUGUUUGUGGUGUCAUAUGCAACUCUUGAGCUGUCCUCCAAAGGGCAGCUCAUUGGGCAUGUUUGGCCAGUAUGGUGUACCCCUCAUGUAGAACUGUGUGAUUUCAAUAGCAAUUAGACAAUUACACUGAACAGUUUAAAAA